Messenger RNA from Diuraphis noxia (Russian wheat aphid), 771 nucleotides. RefSeq lists its product as uncharacterized. NCBI's taxonomy places the organism in Eukaryota, Metazoa, Arthropoda, Insecta, Hemiptera, Aphididae. The record is from RefSeq and is a predicted model, not a curated record.
AUGACUGCAUUUUUUUCCCAAUUAUACCACCAUUUUAGUCGUAGUUUGACCAAAAAUAUUCUACAAUCACAAAUUGAAUGCCUGGACAAUACUACAGUUUUAACUGACAACUUUACCCUUUUUGAUGUACUAAACAAAUUUAAAGAUCAAGUAAGAAUUAUGGCUGCAAGAGUGAGUCAGUUAUAUCAAUGUAUGAACCUUGUUAAAAAUCCAGCAGAUCCAUCCACACACCAAGAAGUACUUAAAGUUAAAAAAAACAUUAUUAAUGGCAUUACCCAUUUAUUGAAAGAGACAAAACCUUUAAAUUACCCUAAUUUCCAAUCUCUAAGUUCAGUCAAACUUUUAAAAACAUAUGAAAAAGUAUCUUCAGAAUGCAAAUUACUCCUGAAUAACAUCAAACAAGCUAAUGAUAAUAUUAUUAAACAUACUGAUCGGUUUAACAAUUUAUCAAUAUUUAUGAAAGAUUUCCAACAAGAGAUAGAAAAAAUUGAAGCUCAAAAUACAAUAAGUACAGAAAUAGAAAAUGAGGUUGCGCGAGAAUUUAAGGAGUGCAAAUCUGAUAUGUAUACAUUGUUAUCACAAGUAGAUCCUUCAUCUACAUUGAAAGAAAUAUUAAGUUUAUUAGUGGAAUGUAAUGAUGAAGAUGAAGAUUGCUGGGUGGACAUUACAAAUAUGCCUCAUUUAGUAUUGCAAUGUCAUAAUUUGAAAAAACAGGGAUUCGUCUUGCAAAAUGAACAAAAUAAAUUUCUUUUUAAAUUAAAUAUUUAAAUA